AUGUGGCAGGCGCAUGGUGCAGGACAGCAGCUGCAAGGAACGGUGAAGAGCACACCAGCAUGCAGCCCCAUGAAAGACGAACUUAAUGUGCGAGAAGCGGAAGAGCGUAUAUCCGCCUCUUUUGAUUGGCUGUGUGCGAGCCAGUUUUGUGCUCAACGGUGUUCAUGCUCUGUGCCCAGGGACGGACUACAGCCAUUGCUGCUUGAGACCGAUUGGUUUGCCACAUCCCGCCUCCCACGAGCGUUCGAGCAUCUAGGCGAUCGCACAGUUCUUACCGCACAUCAAACUGCCCUUCAUCUCCUAAUGGCUGCCCUGUACAUUAUUCCUAUGUUCUGUUAUUUUCACACCCUGCAAAUUCGGGAUUUCCACCAUGUCAAAAGUCCACGGAUGUAA
This is a messenger RNA of Ostreobium quekettii, 393 nucleotides long. Lineage: Eukaryota; Viridiplantae; Chlorophyta; Ulvophyceae; Bryopsidales; Ostreobiaceae. The record is from the annotation of a GenBank genome assembly.